Oryza sativa Japonica Group (Japanese rice) is the source of this 720-nucleotide messenger RNA. Lineage: Eukaryota; Viridiplantae; Streptophyta; Magnoliopsida; Poales; Poaceae. The record is from RefSeq and is a predicted model, not a curated record.
ACGCUUGCUUAAGCACUAACCAAAGCAGAGCAAGAAUCCGGCCAACUCCAUGCUUUUUUUCCACUACCUUUUCUGAAGCUCUGAACUCUGAAGAAGUAGUAGUAGUCUGAACCAUAGUUCAGUUUCGUCAUCGUCGUCUUCGCCGUCGCCGAGGAAGAGCUCCUUCUCCAUGGACUACAGGCUCUACUACAUGACGCUCAGGAUGAACAUCGACUGCAACGGGUGCUACCACAAGAUCAGGAGGGCGCUGCUCCAGAUGCAAGAGCUGGAGAGCCACCUGAUCGACAGGAAGCACGGCAGGGUGAGCGUGUUCGGGGCCUUCAGCCCGCAGGACGUGGCGAUCAAGAUCAGGAAGCGGACCAACCGCCGCGUCGAGAUCCUCGAGGUCAGGGCGGCGGCGGCCACGCGGCUUAGAGCUGAGGCCUUUGCCUGAACUGUCCAUGUACUCAUACAGACACAGUUUGUGUUAGGUUCUGAAAUUUUCUUCCAGCUAACCCAAAAAUAAUAAUAAUUUUGAGUUUCUUCUUCUUUUGACAACGUUGUGUUAGCGUUUAUCAUCAAAUGAUUUACCAGAGCUUAAUCGGUAAUAUCGAUUAUGCCUUUCUUUUGGAGUCAGGAGUGAUGUGUAGGCUUGUUUUGCUUGGGUGUUAGAUAAAACUUCCCAAGGUAUGAAUGCUAAAUGUGAAAUUUAGCAAAUGGAAAACAGAUUUAAUUUUCUCA